AUGCAUCGGUUUGGAACGAUUUUUAACCGAAAUGGACGUCGACGUCCCGAUUGCCCCCCUGAAGUCGUCGAUCUCGAGAAUCUGACUCGUCUGAAUGAAUUGAUCCCGACGAACAUCGGCGAAGACGCGCCUGCUGCUCCUUUACCACAGGAGCAAAGCGCCAACUUUGCGAACUGGCCUGGAGUUCCGAGCGCCCUUCCAGCAGCGUACGCGUUUAGCCCCUAUGGUGCGAUGGGUGUGAACCCUGUCUUCCAGUUCCCGGUUGGCUUCAACGCACCGCAUCGUUUCGUCCCUGGCACGCCGAUUGGAGCUCCGCUUCCGCCCUCACCUUUCGUCGGCCUGGACCCCCAUUUCGUGAAGGGUGCACGAUUGUACCAGCAUCCCAGCUCCCUCACCCCCAAUGCCAUCUUUCCCUACCCGAUGUUUCCCCCAUCGAUGGGAGGCAGCGGACAAUUCUUCCGAUUCGGUCCAACCCGAGAAUUCGAAGUUGGAUACGAAGGAAUUCCGCAGCAACCCUCCGACGUCGCCGACGCUCACCCCCGCCUUCUGCAGCAACGACGAGUAGAGCAACGUGACGCUCGUCGAAUCGGAAGCAUGGAGGCGCUCGACCAAGUUGGUCUCGACGAGCCUACCACUUCUCGCAAGCGUCCGACGGAUAACGCGGGCGUCUUCGGCCAACCACCGUCGAAGAAUGCUCGGGGUGGAAGCUACGGGGUCGUUUGGAUUAAAGGCGCCCCUGUCAACGUCGCCAACCAUGGAAGAACCAUCCUUCGCAUCACACCGGAGGAUGCCGUGUACGCUGGCUAUGGAAACCACCUGUUUCCAAUGCCCAUCAAGCGUCCAGGGGUUACCUUCACUCGCCCCCUUUUGACUGAAGCGGAGAACGUCCACAAAAACGGCAGCGAUCCGCUGUCCGUCGUCUUGAUGCGAAUCUCCAACUUCUACAAGGAGAAGCACGCUCAGCUCGCCGACCUUGAACGAGAGCUGAGCGAUGGACACUAUUCCAUCGUGGUGUCAACUCCAACUGUGGCUGUUUCAUUUGGUGGAGCUGAUGUUUGGGGUGACGAACUUUGA
Molecule: messenger RNA, 1074 nt
Organism: Oikopleura dioica
Lineage: Eukaryota; Metazoa; Chordata; Appendicularia; Copelata; Oikopleuridae
Source: the annotation of a GenBank genome assembly